Molecule: messenger RNA, 1631 nt
Organism: Morus notabilis
Lineage: Eukaryota; Viridiplantae; Streptophyta; Magnoliopsida; Rosales; Moraceae
Product: pentatricopeptide repeat-containing protein At1g60770
Exons: 2
Coding region: 42-1511 (489 amino acids)
Cellular component (GO): mitochondrion
Molecular function (GO): protein binding
Source: RefSeq, a predicted model, not a curated record
AUCACACGCAGUGAAAAGCCCUAGUUUCAGAGAGGUCGAAAAUGGCGUUUCAGCUGUUGAGUCGCAGCAGAAGCGUGACGAGACGGUCGAGUAAGUACCUGGAGGAAGCUCUGUACAAGAGGCUGUUCAAGGAUGGCGGCUCCGAGGUCAGCGUUCGACGGCAACUCAACGACUUCCUCAAGAGCCGCAAGCGAGUCUUCAAAUGGGAGGUCGACGACACUCUCAGGAAGCUUCGCGAUCGCAAGCUCUAUUGCCCUGCCCUCAAGCUAUCCGAAGCAAUGGCUAAAAGGGGAAUGAACAAGACGGUCAGUGAUCAGGCCAUACAUUUAGAUUUAAUUGCAAAAGCUAGGGGUAUUCCUGCUGCAGAAACUUAUUUCGUUGAUCUUCCCGAAUCUUUUAAGAACCAUCUAAGCUAUGGGGCGCUGCUCAAUUGUUAUUGCAAGGAAUUGAUAACCGAAGAAGCUGAAGCGCUUAUGGAGAAGAUGAAGGAAUUAAAUCAUCCUUUGAGCUCCAUGCCUUAUAAUAGCCUUAUGACCCUAUAUGCAAAAAAGGGGAAGCCAGAAAAAAUACCUGCUAUCAUACAAGAAAUGAAGGCGUCUGGUAUUAUGCUGGAUUCUUACUCGUAUAAUGUCUGGAUGCGUGCUCUUGCUGCUGUCGAUGAUAUCUCUGGAGUUGAAAGGGUUAUUGACGAGAUUAAGAAGGAUGGCCGAGUUGUUAGUGACUGGACAAUAUAUAGCAACUUAGCAUCCAUUUAUGUUGACGCUGGUUUGUUUGGGAUGGCAGAAAGUGCACUCAAGGAAUUGGAGAAGAAAAAUGUGGAGAGAGACCAUUCUGCUUUCCAGUUCCUGAUUACACUCUAUGGUCGGAUGGGAAAUCUGGUUGAAGUUUAUCGAAUAUGGCGAUCUUUGAGAUUGGCAUUUCCUAAAACUUCAAAUAUAAGCUAUUUAAACAUGAUCCAGGUGUUGGUUAAUCUGAAAGAUCUACCAGGUGCAGAGAAAUGUUUCAGGGAAUGGCAAUCUAACUGCUCAGCUUAUGAUAUUCGGGUUGCAAAUGUUCUGAUUGGAGCUUAUGCUAAAGAGAAUUCACUUGAGAAGGCUCAGGAGCUCAAGGAACAUGCUCGCCGAAGAGGGGCCAAAGCCAAUGUAAAAACUUGGGAGAUCUUUCUUGAUUAUUAUUUGAGGAAUGAAGAUUUCAAAUCAGCAGUUGAUUUUGUUGCCAAUGCAAUAUCUACCGGCAGAGGGGAUGGCGAGAAAUGGAUUCCAUCACCAGAUAUAGUCAAAACGUUGAUGCAGAAUUUUGAGCUAGAAAAAGAUGUGGAUGGUGCAGAAGGUUUUCUGGAGAUUUUGAAGAAGGUCGUAAAUUUCUUGGAAGUCGAUGUGUUUGAAUCAUUGAUAAGAACAUAUGCUGCUGCUGGAAGGACUAGCUCUUCGAUGCGUCGCCGAUUAAAAAUGGAGGAGGUGGAAGUGAGUGACGCCAGCAAGAAGUUGCUUGAGGAGAUAUGCGUAGACUGAGUUUUUUUUUUUUCCACCUCUCUAUUUUUGUCUCUGUUCUCAGAAUUAGAACUCCUGUAGAAGUGAUUUUGAAUAGUCUCUACAUGGUCUUCCGUUUUGACAAUAGAAUGUGCCAGUUUU